Diplodia corticola is the source of this 6129-nucleotide messenger RNA. Its product is annotated as sh3 domain-containing protein. Gene Ontology annotation, molecular function: small GTPase binding; guanyl-nucleotide exchange factor activity. Gene Ontology annotation, biological process: small GTPase-mediated signal transduction. NCBI's taxonomy places the organism in Eukaryota, Fungi, Ascomycota, Dothideomycetes, Botryosphaeriales, Botryosphaeriaceae. The transcript has 2 exons. The record is from RefSeq and is a predicted model, not a curated record. The coding region runs from base 1 to 6129 and encodes 2042 amino acids. Gene Ontology annotation, cellular component: cytoplasm; plasma membrane.
AUGCCCUGGCGGCCACUCCCGCGGAUUGCCUUCGCAAUCUGCACAUUUCCCUUUCAACCCUCGUCCCCCGCCGACCUGCCUCUCGAGAUCGGCGACGAGCUGUACAUCAUAGAGCAAGGCGGCAAAGAUGGCUCCUGGUACCGCGGAUAUCUCGUCGCUCCGCCCUCGCUGCUCGCCGGCCUCACCUCGUCCAAGGGCCAGACCCUCGAAGCCCGCGUCUUCUCUGGAAUCUUCCCGCGAUGCUGCGUCGAGGUCCGCGAGGUUCUGGGAGAGGGCAAGCCGAGCGCCGAAGCCGACGACCGUCCCAAAGACUACUUCCAGGGACUGCUCAACGCCGAGGGUCAGGGGAGCGACUCCGAGCAGCUCGCGAACGGCGUCAUUACGCCCGACGAGAGCACGUCGACAAGCCCUGCGACGGGCAGAAACCAGCCUACUGUUACCAACAACCUCGGCCUGGCCCUGACACCAUCGGACAAGAAGCGCGAGAGUGUUCUGCUGCGCCACAAUUCGUCCAAAGCAAACGGAGAAUACUCGCCCGGCUUCUUCCUUCCCCUCUCGCCUGUCUCGGUGACGUCGAGAGAUCCUAACGCGCCCCGACCACCAGCCCCUGUGCCGAUGCUCAAGAUAGGAGACGAGACGCCGACAUCGCUGUCAGAGCCGCUGGUCGACGAAAUCGCAUCAUGCCUGCGCGAAUGGCAUUCGACAAAGCUCCACGAGCUUUUGUUGGCGAGACGUUAUGGAACGCUGGACAAAAUGACGACCUUGGUCCAGAAACUAGACUCGUCACGGAGGCAACUUUUGCACAAGGUUCUGACGAAAAAGGAGCUGGAAGCGGUGCGAGAAGCAACUGUCUGGGAUCUUGUCAGUGGCAACAAGACGCUGUCGGGGGAGGUCAUCGUACGGAGCCCAUCACAAAAGGGCCGGAUACUCACAUCGGAGGACUCGGCAAUCGAGGUUACCCGCCUGCAGUCCAUGAUGAGCUUGCUGGACGAACGGCCAGUGCAGGCCAUGGAUGAACACGUUCUGCACCACCUUGCAGUGACGCUACGUCACUUCUCCGGCGACAUCAAGCAUCCAACGACGCUCUGCAUGUCGCUCUGCGCCAAACUUCCUGGUGCAGCUGUAUUCCCCUUGUCUGAGGUGUUUUCGGUCGACUUGAACAGCCCCGAGGCUGUUGUCGCAGCUGUUGCUGAGGAAAAGAUCAAAUCUUUGUUCGUCGAUCUGAGCUCCCAUGAUCUCGGAGAGGGCGCAGGGGCCGGUACAAGCCUAUACCUGGUCAUCAAGAUCCUCACGAACGAAGCCGUUCGAACAUCCACCCCUACCCAGAGCGCUGCUACUAUCUCCCGCGAGACCACACAGAGCCCGGCGUCAGGCGGGCUUCAGCACUCUGCUAGUGUCAAAGGCGGUAGGCGCAGUUUGAUGUGGGGAACUAAGAGAAAGGAGUCCGACCCCGGCGAGAAACCUCCUGGAUUGAAAGCGGCAACCACCAGUGUAUCUAGGCCAUCUAGCGAAGGCCAAGGAUCAAACAGUCGCGCGACAACACCAAAGGAUGGGAAAACUGUGAAGAGAGCUAUCGCCAUUGGCGUAUUACACCUGGAAAACCUCGCAAAAGAUCCCCAAGAAAUUGAACAGGAAGUCACCAUGUGGACACCAAGCCAACCUUUGGAUGAGAUCGCGGAAGAGUAUGAUGCCUGGCCUGAAAUCAUCCCGGAGCUCAACCCGAGCGUGACUGGCCGGUACAAGCAAUAUCCCUUCAUGAACCGGUUGCAGAUCCACGUGAAGAGCUUUGCGCAUGCAGAUGCGGAGACUUUGAUCCAGAAAACACCGACGUUGCUCCACAAUGUCAACCAGAGCAAGAAGAUCGGAUUUUCUGGUGCGCCAACCAAGCCACGAAGCGAUAUCUACCUCACGUUGAGCGAACCAUUCCUACCCCGCAAUUGCUUCCUCUCACACCCGAGGAACGGAUCGGUCACGAUGAGCACGACGAGCAACAUGGCAAAUCUGCAGCUUACUCUUGAAGUUAGGAAGUCGACGGGCGAGAGGAUUGAGAAUUGCAUUUACCCAUCAGGCAAUGGUGCAGGACACACGGCCUGGAGGACUACUGCAGUCGAAAGGGGAGAGGCUUGGAACACCACGAUCCGUUUCGCAAUCGCCCCCGAAGAUGUCCCCGGAUCCCAUGUCGUAAUGAGCGUGGCAGAUGCACCAGGUUUUCCGUUCGCACUCUGCUGGAUGCCGUUAUGGAUGGAUGACGCUUUCGUGCGCGAUGGCGACCAUUCUUUGGCGCUGUACAAAUACGACGAGUAUACGUCCAGCAUGAUCUCUGGGCGUGGAGCUUACUUGGCUCUUCCGUGGAACGCUCAAAAGAAGGAUGAAGCCGGAUCUGCCAUAAUGGCUACCCUGAAAGUCAAGACUUACCUGUGUAGCACCAAGUAUUCCCAAGAUCCGUAUCUUCUCGAGCUCCUUAAGUGGAGAGAGCAGGACGACGCGGACGGCAUCACUGAUCUACUAAGGAGGUUCAUGUUCGUUCCGGAGAUCGAAAUCGUCAAGCUCCUGCCCGAGGUGCUGGACGCCCUCUUUGAAGUCCUUGUAGAAUAUGCCGGGACGGACGAGGUUGAGGAUCUUGUCUUCAACACCUUAGUCAUGGUUUUAGGCAUCGUCUACGACCGCCGAUUUAAUCUCGCCCCUCUCGUCGACCAGUACGCUCAAAACCGCUUCAACUAUCCCUUCGCUACCGCGUCUCUGAUCAGAAGCUUCAACCGUCUACUAUCGAAACCCACCAAUCCGGACAGCUCUCGAAAGCUUCGUGCCACAUUCAAGGUUGGAGCACACAUCUUCAAGUUCAUCAUGAAGGCUCGGCAACAACAGCAAGAGAAAGAGGCUGGUGGUGGCCUGAGCAACCGCCAGGAGAACUUCGUCAAUGAUAUGCAGAAGAUUUUCAAGUCAUUGGAAGAUCUAAUGUCCAAUUCAGCCGCAGCUCUUGUGGGCACCAAGACGCUUCUCGUACAACACAUCCAUCAGUGGCUUCCGGAGCUGACUCUAUGCCUUGAGCCAAAAGAAGUCCUUGAGCUUGCGAGCAGCUUUAUCGACUCCUGCUUCGAAGCCUCGGGCAAGCUCAUUCUCUACAAGCUGAUCCUCAUUCUCCAAUUCUCUAGGAUCGGGGCCUUCAAGGAUCCGGAGACUCGGCCGACCCUCCUUCAGAACACAGUCCGUUGGUUGGCGCCACACUGGGGAAAGACGGUGGCUGUCACUCCUCAGUGGAAGGACCAGGUACGGCUGUGCUGCUCAGUGGUGGCUUCGCAAAUCAAUGAGUUGGGUGCCGAAGCUGCAGAGUACAUACCCAAGCUCGUGGACUCGUACAUGGCGAUUUCAUCAACCCCGAGAUCCCAGAAGAACACUUUGUCGCUCCUUUUCCCGUCGACUUAUCCCUUCCCAUCCAAGCCCACGACGACCGAAGCCGAGUUUGAUGAGGCGUUGGUUGAAAUACUUGGAGUUCUCGCGGCUAUUACGAAUCUUCCCAUCAACAUCACCCCUGAUCUACCGAAGCCGGAGCUUGCCACAUUUUUGUUUGAUACUUUGCAGGUUUAUCUCUCGUUUUUGGAUGGCGAAGCGUUUCCAAGUUCUUGGCUAAGUGUGAACAUCUAUCAUCAUCGAGCCACGAUGAAAGCAUUGGAAAAGCUGUGCAGUAUCUUAGUCGACUCGUUCCUUCCCGAUCCCGACGAGGCGGAUGAUUUCAAUACCGACCUGUGGCGGUCGUUCUUCGAUGCACUGCUAAAGCUUGUGGGCAGCGACGCUCUCGCUCUAGAGACCUUCCCCGAGCAAAAGCGCCGCGCCGUCUGGAAGAUCGCUGGAGAUGUCCGUGAGUUAGGCGCGGAGCUUCUGCGAAGGAGUUGGGAGACCAUUGGCUGGGAGACAGCACCCGAGGAGCGUAAAGCUUAUGGCCUCGAGAAGAUGGGGGGUUAUCAGGUGCAAUACGUCCCUGGAUUGGUUGCGCCCAUUGUUGAGCUCUGUCUGAGCGUCCAUCAAGGCCUGCGCAGCGUUGCAAUCCAGGUCUUGCAGACUAUGAUCAUCAGCGAAUGGACCCUUUCCUCCGACCUGGCCCUGAUACAGGCAGAGAUGAUUGAUUGCCUCGACCAUCUCUUCAAGUCCAAGGAAACCACCGAAAGCAUCCUCCAGAAGCUGUUCAUCAGCGAGCUCAUCGACCUCUUCGAGCCUCUUGCCGAGGAUCCGGACGACCCCCUCUUCAACGCUGUCAAGGACCUGAUUGGCACUAUCGAUGAACUUUUGGACCUUUUGGUUGCUGUUCAUGGCAGGGAAAACUCCGGCGAAAUCUUCCAUAUCAUGGAUACGCUUCAUCUCAUGGAGUUCCUCAAAGACAUGCAGAAGGAGGACAUCUACAUCAGAUAUGUGCACCAGCUCGCUGAAAUUCAAGCCGAUGCGGGUAACCACACAGAAGCUGGUCUCGCGCUUCGUCUCCACGCUGAACUCUACGAGUGGGAUGCGAACAUGACAGUCCCUGCUCUGGAACACCCGACAUUCUUCUCGCAAUCAGCAUUCGAGAGGAAGGAGCAACUGUACUUCGAGAUGAUCAAGCAUUACGAAGAGGGCAUGUCGUGGAACAACGCCCUCCAAGCUUACCAAGAACUUGCCACUCAGUACGAAAACAACGUGUUCGACUUCUCGAAGCUUGCACGGACGCAACGUGCUAUGGCCACUGUCUAUGAGAGCAUCAAUAAGGGCGAGCGCCAGAUCCCACGCUACUUCCGAGUCGUCUAUAAGGGCAUGGGUUUCCCUGUCUCUUUGAGGGACAAGCAGUUCAUAUUCGAGGGCUCACCAACGGACAGCCGUGCCACUUUCACUGAUCGCUUGCAGCAGCAGCAUCCCUCUGCACAGGUUUCAACGGGCUCAAACGAGGAGGAUGUCGAAGGUCAAUAUCUGCAGAUCUAUUCUGUCAGCGCGCAGAAAGAUUUGACGCAUCCGAUUUACCAGCGCCCGAAGGUUGGCCAAGCGAUCCGCGAGCAUUACGUUCUCUCGCGGCCAAGCAGGUUCUCUACAACCUCCAGACGCCACGUGAGCGAUACGAGCCUCAAAGAGCAGACGAUUCGCAAGACGAUCUACACAACUGCCGAGCCGUUCCCCACUAUUCUCCGGAGGAGUGAGAUCAUCUCCGUCGAGCAACUCGACCUCAGCCCCGUCCAGAGUGCUCUUGAGCGGACGCUCAGGAAGACGGCCGAACUGGCUUCGCUAGAGAGACGAGUCACUGGUGGAGAAGACUCUGCUCUGCAGCAACUCACCGAGGCUCUGAUGCUCUCGGUAGAUUCGAACUCUCCGGCAACAGUGGCAAGGUAUCGCGAGCUCCUCCCUCAACAGCCAGAGCAGGCUGAGUCUGUCAUCGAUGAGGAGGAAGAGCCCGAGCCAGUUCAACUGAGCCAAAUGGAGAACGCUCUCAAGGUUGCUCUCAUGGACCAUGCUUUGACGGUGAAGCGCUGCUUGGCAGCAUACACGAGGCCUGCCCAGCAAGCCACAGCGGCUGACCUUUCAUCACGCUUCGAGACAACCUAUGGCUACGAACUGGAGGCAUUGUUCGCCAGUGGCCAUUCGCCAUUCGCGAACUCGCAGACGUCGUCUUGGAUCAACUCGCAAUCGCGCGCUGCAUCGACAACUCCCACGCCUCAACAGCCACAACUCCUGAAGCAGAGCACAGCGAUGCCUUCCUCUGAUUCCCGUGCCACACGCCAAGAGAAGAAUCGUCUCAGCCUCACUUUCCUCAAACGCAGCUCGACGUCGCAGCCUUUCAUGGAGGGCAGGAAGUUGUAUGUGGUGAACGGCGAUGAUGCGGACGAUGACGAGGACAGAGCGCCGUCGCGCAGCCGAAGCAAGGACUAUGGCCAAGGUGGGCUCAGCCAUCGAUUGAGUUUUCUCCAUGGAACCACGACCAAUGACUCGAGCGCGGGAGCCAGCCAGCGGAGCAUGAGCAUCGAGAGGCCAAAGACCAGCCGCAGCGAGUCGUCCCAAAGCCAGAGCAUCAGCGAUCGCAUGACGGGCAACGUCAAGAAGAGAUUCUCGAUGCUGAACAUCGGCAAGAAAGCAAGCAAGAACUUCAAGCUUGGCGAGAGUGUGGCUGAGGAGUGA